AUGAAUGAAUUACACACAUAUGAUACUUCUGUGGAAUCUGACAAAUUUUCAGAAUUUAUUAUAUACCUUGUUAGUUUCACUGAGGGCCUCACUUCCCUCGCUAGUCUCUCAGUAUGCUAUUUGUUUAAGGAUGAUCUGAAGCUCUCACCACCAGAGGUGUCAAUCAUCUUCACAAUCCCGGCUCUGCCAUGGAUAUUUCGCAUUUUAAUCGCUUUCUGCAUAGAUUUUAUCUCUAUUGCCUCCAGUAAUAGGAGAUCAUAUUUGAUGUUGUUUUCAGCCCUUCAGGCGUUGGGGUAUUUGGGCCUCGCGAUAGUUCCGCUAUCGCUUUUUGCCUGCAUAAUUUCCCUAGUUCUAAUAUCAACAGGUUGCGCCUUUUGCACUACUGUAGCGGAAGGACUGGUUGUAAAGAACAUUGGAGGUAAUUCUAGGAAGGGUUGUGAGAUAAUCGGAGAUUUUAUGACGGCGAAGGCCGUUGCAAAUUUACUCGUUGCCUAUUUUUCAGGUUACCUACUGGAGUAUUUCUCCAAAACAUAUAUUUUUGUUGUAACGGCUACUUUCCCCCUUAUGAUCACUGUCAGUUCAUUCUUCAUGAAUGAAAAACCGACUGUUCCACCAAAAUGGCCCGGACUCGAAACCCAAUUUAAUAGGGUUCUCAUUUUCCUUUCAUCACCACAAUUAUUACCUAAGGUGUUGUAUAUUUUCCUAUACACUGCUGGGCCGGAUUAUGAUGACGCACUAUUCUUCUAUUGUACAAAUGAACUUCAUUUUGAUGCGAGGUUUAUGGGAAUUCUGAGAUUAUCUUAUGCAAUAGCAUCGUUACUAGGGGUUCAACUUUACAGGCGCUUUUUUUGGAAGAAUAAGUUCAAUAAGGUCAUUUUUAUUUCAAAUAUGAUUACCAUACCCCUGUACAUAUCGCCCAUAAUAUUGGUCACUAGGUUGAACAAAAAACUACACAUAUCGGACAAAAUGUUUUUUCUUAGCGGGGGGUUUUUAGUAGAAGCCACGUCUGAAAUACAAAUUUUACCCCUUCUAUCUCGUAUAGCCCAAAUCUGUCCUUGCGAUUUGGAAUCGUCUGUUUUGGCAGCUAUGCUAAGCAUUAGGUCAAUUGGCAAGGUAAUAUGCAAUUCAUUAUCUGCCAUGAUGAGCUACAUGUUUGGGAUAACUGCUAACAAUUUCAAGCAACUUCCUGCCUUCAUCAUCGUCUGCUCCAUCUUUGUCAUUUUGCCCCUGCUACUGCUCCCAUUAAUGGAGAAGGAACACGACCAACAGGGCAAUUAUAAUGAGACAUUUAUCCCAUUAUCGGAAUCUGAAUCUUUACAAUUUUGUGAAGAGAAUAUUGGAAUGCCAAUUAAGGCAUAUUAA
Messenger RNA from Babesia microti strain RI, 1362 nucleotides. Its product is annotated as BT1 family. The record is from RefSeq and is a predicted model, not a curated record. Bases 1 to 1362 code for a protein of 453 amino acids. The transcript is spliced from 8 exons. NCBI's taxonomy places the organism in Eukaryota, Apicomplexa, Aconoidasida, Piroplasmida, Babesiidae.